AUGUCGCGUGGUUACCUAGGAAACCACAAAGACGAUGGAUGGUCAGGAUAUGGUGGAUAUAUGCGUGCUAAGAUAUCGAAAUUGGAAAAGCAAUUCAAUGAACAAAGCGAAUCUGGUUUAUCAUUAUUCAGUGGUGUCUCUAUUUAUGUGAACGGUUAUACAGACCCACCUGCUUUGGUCUUACGAGAUUUAAUAAUACGCCAUGGAGGUCGUUACCAAGCAUACUACAGUCGAUCAGCAGUUACUCAUGUGAUUGCCAGUCGUUUACCUUAUGGAAAACUAAAUAAACUCUCAGAUGAGAAGUUAGUCACUGCAAAUUGGAUUACUGAAAGUAUUGAAGCUGGUAAACUUUUGCCAUGGCAAAGUUACCAGCUGUAUCCAACUCAUCGUUCUGGAACUGGGCAGAAAACUCUGAAGAUUAUACCUGUUAUUCCCGCAGAUGCGACAAAUUCUGACAAAUUAGAAAUAGUUUCACCGCCUUCUGUUACAAACACAAAUAAAGAUCCAAAUACAAAUGUAAUUACAGAAAUGCCCUCCUGCAGUACACAUCAAUUGUCAUCUUCAAGCGACAAACAAGCUCGAGUUCAUCAGAUGCGUGUCGAUGAGUGUUUAUCGUUAAAUCAUGUGUUAAAAACAGAUUCUUGUGAUAGUUUAAAUAGAAAGGUUCAAAAGAAUAGUCCUCUAAAACCUGCAAUUACAUUGAAACAACUUCUGAACAAUAAACUUGACGGUGAUACUCUUCAAACAACCAAUCUGAUUAAAGAUGAAGUACCUUCAUCUGUUGCUUCCCAUACAUCGAUACAACAAACCUCAUUGAAAGCUUCACUAGAUCAAAAAUUAGCUACAUUUUAUUCCCGUUCACGCUUACAUCAUCUUUCUUCUUGGGCUAAAGAUCUACAUAGCUUAGUCGAAGAGAUGCGUAAGAAUCCUGAACAUAACUGUGAUUUAGGCAUGGAAUGGUUUAAUCAAAUUUCAAGCGAUUUAUCUCCAUCCAGAAGUAACAAAAAAACGAUUGAGUUACGUGCACGAUAUGUUCAUUGUAAUCAUUCUAAUUCUUAUCCACUAUCAAAACCACAAAAGCCUCAAAUUAUAUUUCAUAUUGAUAUGGAUUGUUUCUUUGUCUCUGUCAGUAUUCGAAGUAGACCAGAACUUAAAGACAAGCCAGUUGCUAUUACACAUGCGAAAAGCUCACGUGGUUCAUUUAACGACAUUAGAAGUAGUAAUAAACACACGGAAUCGAUGUCUGAAGUUGCUUCCUGUUCAUAUACUGCUCGUCAGGUUGGAGUGAAAAACGGAAUGCUUCUAGGAAGAGCCAAACAACUAUGCCCAGAAUUAAUUGUUUUACCGUAUGAGUUCGAGGCUUACAAAUCAGUAUCAGAGCUGCUAUAUAAUACCAUUUCUCGCUUCACUCGAGACAUCCAAGCGGUAAGCUGCGAUGAACUGUAUGCUGAUUGUACAGAACUACUAACUUAUUCGAAUGAAAACGAGAUCAAACCGAAACUCCAUGAUGGUAAUUGGGAAGUUACCUAUCAAAUCAUUAAUCCGUUAAUUUUGGGUAGUUAUAUACGAGAAUUAGUAAAAGACAUCACUGGUGGAUGCACAGCUUCUAUUGGAUUUGGUACAAGUAAAUUAUUGGCACGUUUAGCCACAAAGAAGGCUAAGCCCAACGGCCAAUAUUGGCUUCUUGGCCGCUCUGGAAGCGCAUGUCCGAAACUUGAUAGGCCAACAAAAAGGGGAAGCUGGAGGUGGUAUUCUUCAGAAGGGGAUGUAGAACAGCUAGAUGUCCACUCGGAAUGUGAAUUAAACGGCGAUGAGUACCAGUGGCUGUGUGACCUACCCCUCACUGAAAUUCCAAGUAUCGGCAGAUCCCUAGCAGGUAAAAUAUUUCAAGCAUUUGAUGCAAAAACGUGCGGCCAACUGAUGUCCGAAGUCUCUCACAAUCAAAUCACAAACUUACUUGGAAAGAAGACUGGUAAUCGUGUUUACAUGGCAUGCCGCGGAAAGGAUUUGGACAGUUUGCAUUUCGAGAAGGAAUAUAAAUCUAUAUCAGCAUCGAUGAACUACGGAAUUCGAUUAAGCUCAAUCCUAAUAACUUUUGUUAUAGUUUUCAUGAUGGAUUAACUUCAGAUGAAGGGACUGACCAAGUAAGCAAUAAUCAUGCACUUAAAAGUGACUAACUUCAGCUUCACGCGAAAGUUGUCACUGAUGGGAUUUAACCAUAUCAAGAGCAAGAUAUGUAUCAACAUAAAAUUGGAUCACUGUCGCGCUAUAUCAUAAAGUGACUGGACUACUAAAUUCCUAAAUAAUGGUCUAAUAAUAACGUACUCGCUGUGAGACCUGUGUGUUUUGGGUUUGAUCCUUUGUGCAGCUACUUGUUGGCUAUUUAACCC
Molecule: messenger RNA, 2390 nt
Organism: Schistosoma mattheei
Lineage: Eukaryota; Metazoa; Platyhelminthes; Trematoda; Strigeidida; Schistosomatidae
Source: the annotation of a GenBank genome assembly